Molecule: messenger RNA, 2505 nt
Organism: Salvia miltiorrhiza (redroot sage)
Lineage: Eukaryota; Viridiplantae; Streptophyta; Magnoliopsida; Lamiales; Lamiaceae
Exons: 4
Coding region: 1-2505 (834 amino acids)
Molecular function (GO): zinc ion binding
Source: RefSeq, a predicted model, not a curated record
AUGUCAAUGUUAAGUGAUGUUAGUGAUGAUUACAGGCACGUAGAUGUUUUCAUUGAGGGUGGGGAUAUAUCUGGUGUUAGUGCUGCUAAUAGAGAGUUUGAAAAUGUAACUAGGGAGUGUGAGGGCAGGGACCCUGAUGAGAUCUUGAUAGACAAUUAUAAUGGGGAAGAGAGUGAGGGUGGUGAAGAUGAUGACUAUGAUCCUGUAGAGAGUGAGGGUGGUGGGGAUACUGAAGUCAGUUUAGGUAACACAAAUUCAGGAGAUGAUGAGUUAAAUGAGAGUAGGAAGAAGUUAAAGGAAAGUAGGAAGAAGAUAAGAGAGAAAGAUCCUGUCUUUAGUCACAUUGAUGAUCCAGAGCAAAAUUUCAAUGAGUUAGAGGUGAGUGGGAAUAUUUCAGAGUAUGAAGAGAGUGAUGGGUAUGUUAAUACUGAUGAGAGUGACUUAGAUGCUGAGACAAGUAAGCUUAAGUCUAAGAUAAAGGUUUAUGACCCUACUUGUGAUCAUAAAACCUUAGAAUUCCAACUAGGCAUGAGGUUUGACAAUGGUUGGGUUUGUAGAGAUGCAUUGAAGACAUGGGCUAUAGAGAAUGGAAAGCAUAUUAGAUUCAAGAGAGUGAGUGCUGAUCAAUGCGAAGCCUACUGCAAACCUCCCUGUAAAUGGAGAGUUUAUGGGUCUAUUGUUGGUGCUACAAAGACUUUCAAGAUAAAAACUUUGGGUAAGAAUCAUUCUUGCAGUAGGGAUAUGAACAACAAAUUGGUGGGUUCGAAGUGGAUUACCACAAAGUAUCUCAAUAUCUUUCGGUUGAGGCCCAACAUUUCAGUUGAAGAAUUGAAGGCUGACUUGUGGGAGAGGUUUAGUACCCGAGUUGGUGUUGAUAGGCUGUAUAAAGCUAGGUCUUUAGCUAGAGAGAUGGUGAGGGGCUCAGUGGAUGAGCACUAUGGUAUGCUAAGGAGAUACUUAGCUGAACUUAGGAGGGUUGACAAGGAUGGCAUGUAUGAAUUGCUUGUUGGGGAAGAAAACAUUUUCAAGGGCUUGUAUAUUGGCAUUUCACAAUUGAUAGGUGGGUUUAUAAGUGAAUGUAGGCCAAUAAUUGGUCUUGAUGGUUGUUUUUUAAAGACAUACUUGGGAGGUAUCCUCUUAGUGGCAGUUGGCAAAGAUGGGAACAACCAAAUGUUCCCCAUUGCUUGGGCAAUUGUUGAGAUAGAAAACCAAGAGUGUUGGACUUGGUUUCUAAAACUUUUGUUCUUUGAUUUGGGUAUUCAAGAUGGUGAAGGCUGGACCUUCAUCUCUGAUCAGCAAAAGGGGUUGGAAAAUGCAGUAGCCAACCUGGCUCCAAAUUCAAUUCAUAGAAACUGUGCAAGGCACAUUUACAUGAAUUGGAAAAAAAUUCAUAAAGGCUCAACCUUGAAGAGUCUUUUUUGGAGAACAGUGAGGGCUACCACCAUUGCAGAUUUCAAGAUGGCACUACUUGCAAUGAAGAAAGAGAGUGCAGAGGCUUUUCAAGAUUUCAUCUCAAGGGAUUUUCACAAAUUCUGUAAGGCCUACUUCUCUACUACCCCUAAGUCUGAUGCACUUGAUAAUAACAUCAGUGAAACUUUUAAUGGUUUCAUAUUAAAUGCAAGGGGUAAACACAUAAUCCAUAUGUAUGAAGAGAUUAGGACCUCUAUUAUGAGUAGACAAGUGAAGAAGCUAGAGUUAGUCAAAGAUAGUGUUGAAGGAUCUGUCCAAAUAUUUGUAGUUGAUGUAGAAGAAAGGGUUUGUGCUUGUAGGGUGUGGCAGUUGACUGGUCUGCCUUGUGUACAUGGCAUCUGUGCCAUCCAAUAUAUGGGGAGAGAGGUGAGUGAUUUUGUUGAUGACUACUAUUCGGUGGGUAAAUACUUGGAGGCAUAUAAGGUUGGGGUAGAGCCUAUUAAUGGCCAUUUGCUGUGGCCAGAAGUAGAGGGGUUCACUGUGAAGCCUCCAGUUGUUAGGAGGAUGGUUGGAAGACCUAAGUUAAAAAGGAAGAGAGCAGCCAAGGAGAUUGACCCCAAGAACCCCCAUAAACUGAGAAGGCAUGGUCAAGUGAUAAGAUGCAAGAACUGUAGCAUGGAAGGCCAUAACUCCAAGACUUGCAAGAAUGAAAAAGUCGAGAUGCAUAAACCUGACAAGAAGAAAAGAGGAAGGCCAAGCAAGGACAAGCCCUCAACCUCCCAAGCACCAGCCCAAGAAACCUCUCAAGCACCAGCCCAAGAAACCUCUCAAGCACCAAACCAAGCACCAUCCACAGCACAAAGUAGUGUUACAGCUGCCACCAUUUCAAGGGAAAUAAAUUUCUCCAAGAAAGGAGUUGGAGUGUACACGAACUUAGCAACUGGAAAUGUCUACUUCCAAGGGCGUAGAAUCAUUCGAGGAAGCACCUCUCAACCUCCAGCUAGGGGCAGAGGCAGGGGAAGACCAAGAAGAACAACUAAUGUGGUGACAACUCAAGAAAGUGUUGCUAGAGCUCCAGGAGAUGGUCAAGUUUGA